ACAGAUUAUUAGUGACAGCUUAAUUGACUUUGCUAGAUGAUAUUGUUAAAACAAUGUUGUUAGUCCUAAAAACGUAACAAACAUAGUUUUUCCUUCCGUAGUUGUUCGCUAUAAGGUGUCUGUCAAGUGGAGAACUAGAUGUCAUGCCUCGCAGCUGACUGGACAGUGCAUAUUUGCUUAUAAGAAAACGCUGAUAAGAAUCUUCCGGGGUUCAAGACCUGACUUUGUUUAUUCUCUCAGUUCCUUUGUACAUAACUUUGUCCUACGGAUGGGCACAAAUGGCCUCAUCUUCGACUGCACCAUGGACACCAGACGAAUUCCGGCAGAAAGCCUCGUCUUGGUCGCUGGAAGGAGACGCAAAACUGCUUGAGUUCAUGCAAAACAUAUCAGCGGAGCUAGAACGACGUGCAACCAAAACCACAAAUAGUAUUCAUCGCUUAGGGUUAGACGUGGAUUGGACUAAUGUCGCGCUGGGCAAUGUGACGAAUCAACUCGCAGCACUGCAGCACUCACAGUUUGUUGAAAAUCGAGUCUACGAGGAUGACGAAACCAUUGCCAACGAAUCGGAGGUUCCAGUCAGUGAUGAAAGUGAGGCGAAAACAAAGAAUGACCCCAUCGAAACACUUACGAAACUUCUCCAUAAAAGCAUGUCCGUUCUUGAGCGUCAUUACGAGAAAGUCUCAAUUGACAUUGAAGACUCUGAUGAAGAGGAUGAUUCUGCAAAAAGUGUGAUUUACCGACCAAAAGAUCCCUGUGACGCUCGACCCUUGCCUUAUAUCAUUGGCUCGAAGGAGUGGAUCGAAAAAUGGCACGUCGGUUUAUGCGACUCCGACGAGGACUAUUCAGAAGACGAGAAGGAGGAAGAAUUCUCGGAAUCUUCUGAUAGUGUUUCGAUAUCAGCAUCACCAGCAAGCAACGCUCCAACAAUUUCUGAAUCAGAAUUCUCGGCGUGGGGGCUGCAACGAAAUAUUGCUGACACCUACGGUAAAAGACAAGACGGUUCGUAUGGAUCUUCUGAAGAAGAUUUGUCCACUGCAAUGAAACAAUCGUCUAAAAACAACCGAUCUCUCCCGAACAACGGUGUUUAUUCAAUGCCUCAAAAUCAGGAUUUAACGUCAAAUCAAUUUGAAUCCGCGAACCAAUACUAUGUGCAUAAACCAAAACAAAAAGACCGGGGUUUGUUUGACGAAAGCAGUGACGAGAGUACGGACAGUGAACUGUACAACGUGAAGGGAAAAUCUGAACGAACAGUUCCAAUACCUGUUCCGACCAUGCGUAGAGACAAUCUAAUUUCCAAUAUUAUCAGUGAUGUACCCCCGCCUGAUCUAGAUGUUGUAGAUAAACAUGAGAAACCAGCAGUUGAUUUAUUCUGCGAAAGUGAUGAUGAGGUAGUUGCGCCAGAACCACAAAAACCGGAGAAUACGACUAGUAAGAAAGAAGAAGCUGUUGCAAGCAACAUACGAAAAAAGACGGUUAACUUGUUCGAUGAUGACGAUUUUGAUUCAUUCAUGCAAGAAUUGAAUUCGAAGGCACAGCAGAAGGUCGGAGUCGCGAAGAAGCCUACAAGAAAUCUUUUCGAAGAAAGUAGUGAGGAUGAGGAUACAGAAGCUAAGGAAACUGUUGAAACGAAGGAUAAAAAUAGCAGACUUGGCAGACCAGAGGCUAGUGGAGCUGGAGACAAGCCUUCAACCAAAAUGGCUGAAAAAAUUUCAGAGAACAUUGUUAGGACACCCGACACACAGCCCAAGUUAGAAAAGAGGCUCUCAGAUAAUUUAUUUGCGGAAAAAUCUCAUAGGAUUGGAGGAGAAGAAAUAAAGGAGAACAAAGUCGAUAGUUCGAGUGUUAAGAGGGACAGAGGCUUGUUCGAUGAUGAUUCUGCUGUGAAAGAGGAUUUCACUGAUAUUUUCCGCCAACCAAAUACUACUAAGAGGACACUAAUUACGAAUUUAUUUGAUGAUGAGCCACCAGAUGAUGAUUUUGACAGCCUCUUCAAACCUAGGGGAAGUGUAGCACAAAGUACUAAGGAGGAGACCCCCAAAAAAAAUCCGAGCACAAUUGUAAAAAAGAAACUCUUCGAUGAUUCAGAUUCUGAUGAUUCGUUGGGCAUUGUCACAAAAGAUCAAGACCAUUUGACGGAGGAAUUAGGUAAAAAAAGUAUUCAGGUUGAGCAGCAGCCUCCAGUAGAGAAAGAUAUAUUUGAACCUGAUAAAGUUGUCACCCAACCUAGUUUCGAGUCUAAACAGAAACCUCUGAAGCUUUUCGAUGAUGAGUCUGAUGACGAUUCCGCCGAUUUAUUUCACGAUAUAGUAUCGAAACCAUUACAUACUCGUGUCGAAGAGAAAUUGGAAAACAUUCCGGAAGGUAACAAUAGUGGGACAUCAACACAACCAGAGGAAAGUCGAGAUGAGCAUGACUUUGAAAAGAAGGCUUUGCCAGAUAUACCACUGCGUUCUGACGAGAAACCCUUAAUGGAUAGUAAUGAGCAAGAGUUUAUUGCAGGAAAUUUGAAGUUGUCUAGUGAAAGCCGCAAGGACGCUUUAAAAAAUAUUUUCUCAGAUGAUUACAUCUUUGAAGACGAGGUAAGUCCAGAGGUCGAGCCAAAAUCGAACAAAUAUAACGCUAUAGAAAAUGAAAGGGAAGAAGAAAAUUCACACGUUCCCACAUUAAGUACCAAUGAUAGAACAAAAGGAAGUUUAGAGCCAGACGAACAGAUUACUCAGGGUAAAGAUGAUACGCAUGAUAUCCUGGAGAAAACGGACAACGAUUUAGUCUUUUCCAAGCCGAAAGCGACACCACGUAAUCUGUUGUCCUCAAACAUAUUUAGUGAUGUUCCUCCCGACGAUGAUAUUGGAAACCGGGAGAAACCGAUUGACGUGACCUUUCUUGAAGACGAUGAGAGCGAUCUGAAAUCGCACGAAGGCGAAAUUUCGCAAAAUAUUUCUGAUACCAACACUGGAUCAUCAUUCGCAAAUCAGAUUUCCCAAGAUACUCCCGAAUCGCAAGCAAGUGCUUUCAAUUACAACAACAUCAGCUUAUUCCAUGACACCCCGCCUGACGAUGACUUUGAAGCAACCCCACAAGAUGGGAAAAAGUUGCAUAGCAUAUUCUAUGAUGAUUUCUCAGAAACUAUAGUUCCAUCGCAGAUGGAUGCAAAACCAAAAUCAUUGUCCAGUUAUAUUUUCGACGAGCCACCACCAGAUGGAACCUUUUCAGAAGUGCCAUGGCUGGCAGAAGACGGAAGUGAGGGGGGAAAGGAGGAAGAAAUUAUGCCGACCACGGUUGAGUCAGAAAUGCCUAAAAGCACGUUAUCGUCAUCGUCAUCUUCAUUUGGCAAGCAGGGAACAGUAAUUGGUUCGAGAAUUUUCGAUGAGCCGCCACCAGACGAGUUUGAGCCAACCUCCCCGGCCGCAAUUACAAGUAAUGACAAGAGACUUGAGAAGGAGCCAUUCAAACCAGCACCACCUGAAUCGGAAUCAAAGAUCAGUUCCAUCAUAAAUCAAAUGCAGAAAGAAGUCACAGAAGUUGCCGAUGAUUUUGUCUCAAAAUCGAAUCCUUCGCCGAAGAAAUUAAAUUCAAAUUUGAAAAUAAAUGUUGCUGCCCUUUUACCUGGUGCUAAACGACCGCAAUUAAGAACUGCUGAACCGGAACGUCCACGCGAUAAUGUAUUGUCUAAUGAAACGCUGAAUUCUCAUUCUGAGGUUGAUGUGCUUGAUAACUCGGUUAAAACUAUUCAGAAUGAAUCUGAUCCGAAAAUGUUGCAAAGUUUGAAUCGAACACGGGCGAAAAUUCAGGUGAAACGAAGACCAUCCACAAGGAGGGGUCGGCAGGAGAACUAUCGCCGAUCUUUAAUUGAAACUGACGAAAAUCCGGUGGUGAGUAGUCAAGAUUUCGCAAGCCAAGAGCCGCCUUCUCUUCCGCUUCCGAAUACUGACAUUGUGAAAGCUGAAAUCCUAACUUUUAGAGAUGAAAUUCCUCCCAAAUCAGGUUCAGUGGAAACACUUGCGAAUAAGACUCCUACAGUUCCGAAAACUUCUGCUAUUUUCCUUGAAGAUGAGCCUCCCGAUGAUAUAUUCAAGCCAAGUCUUGAACGUGCAGUCGAAAAGCAGCCACCAAAACUGUUUUUCGAAGAGAAUGAAGUCGAUGAUGAGUUUUUAGUAAAACCGAUCCCAGUAGUCAAAGCGGCAACGCAAUCUCCAUUGAAUCCAAAAUCUGCUGCGCCACCUCAACAAGCAAUAAACAAAGGUGGCACCGACAAACCGAAGACAACUUUAUCAAUUUUCGAUGACGAGAGUGAGGAUGAUGAUUUGUUCGAAGAGAGUUUAAAAAAUUCGGACAAACAAACCGGUAAGAAAACUCUACCGGCGAAGACGGCAGUUACAAAACCAACGGAAAGGACAAAGGAACGAUCGGUUGUGUCCAAGUCAAUCUUUGGAAGUGACGAAGACGAUGACAAUGAUUUGUUUGGAGGCGGGUUGACUGCUAAGCCAAAGAUACCUGUGAAAAGCAGUGCGAGCAAACACGAAACAUCAUCAAAUAGCCUGUUCGAUGAUAACGACGAUGAUGACGAUGAUUUGUUCAGCGGGACCAGCAGCAAAUCGAAAAAUGUAUCCCAAUCAACUUCAAGGAAAAUCGGCACAAAAAAGUCGGUAAGCCAACGGUCACAGGCAGGAGCAACGAACAAGGACUUCGAUGACCCCCUUGCGGAUCUGUUCAAGAAUUAGCAUAUUUUCUGUUCUUAUUUAUCCAUUGAGAGCUUAACGUCUGCUUGAUUUGAUUCGUAAGCAUUUAGAUCCAUUUUCCAUUUAAUUUUGUGAUUAUAUAUUUUUUUUUUACGUAAUUCCGUUAGAUUACCAUAAUUAACGUUAUUAUCACUGCAAAACGAAUAUACACUUCUAUAUUUUUA
Molecule: messenger RNA, 4903 nt
Organism: Hermetia illucens (black soldier fly)
Lineage: Eukaryota; Metazoa; Arthropoda; Insecta; Diptera; Stratiomyidae
Gene: FAM21
Product: WASH complex subunit 2
Exons: 6
Coding region: 279-4721 (1480 amino acids)
Source: RefSeq, a predicted model, not a curated record